This is a messenger RNA of Aplosporella prunicola CBS 121167, 2121 nucleotides long. RefSeq lists its product as uncharacterized. Gene Ontology annotation, molecular function: ribosome binding. The coding region runs from base 120 to 1727 and encodes 535 amino acids. Gene Ontology annotation, cellular component: mitochondrial inner membrane. NCBI's taxonomy places the organism in Eukaryota, Fungi, Ascomycota, Dothideomycetes, Botryosphaeriales, Aplosporellaceae. The record is from RefSeq and is a predicted model, not a curated record. The transcript has 3 exons. Gene Ontology annotation, biological process: intracellular monoatomic cation homeostasis.
UCACCACUUCCUCCCUUUUCCAUCCAUCACCUAAGCCUGUCCGCACUGCCCCGCCAUCCUCCCAUUGGCCUUCCAUCGCCUGCGGUCUCGUCCUUUUGCUCCUCUGAGCGCUGCUCAGCAUGUCGAUGAAUCGCUCCGCGUCGCGCAUGACGCCUCUACUCCUGAGGUCUGCUCUCAGAGCUCAGCGUAGAGCCCCGAGGUCCCUUCCGCGCAAUGUCUCCGCCCUUGCCAUCCUCGUCCCCUACCGCGGCUACGCUACUGAACCCUCUACUUCGUCCAACACCUCCGGCGAUUAUCCCCCGCCAGGCUUUAACGCCGAACAGGCCAAGAAGCCCCUCCCCAAGGACGAGAAAGCAAAGGCGCAUUCAAAUUCCCCUGCCCUGGAUAAGGAGGUCUUGGAGGAUGUCAGGAUCCCCACUGACGAGCCGUCGACUCACGCUCCUACCCUGGCUUCCGAAGCACAUAGUCUGACUGAGUUGGCGGCGGAGAAGGCUACUGCGGAAAAGGCGCAUCAGAAAAUUGCCGCCAAAAAGGAUUCAGAAGCCAGCAAGAAGCUCACGCUGUGGCAAAAAGUCAAGAAGGAGGCGCAUCACUACUGGGACGGCACAAAGUUGCUUGCUACUGAGGUCAGGAUCAGUACUAAGUUGGCCCUGAAAAUGGCAGCUGGUUACGACCUAUCUCGCCGCGAGAAUAGACAGCUCCGCCGCACUCUUCAGGACUUAGGUCGGCUGGUGCCGUUCUCCAUGUUCGUCAUCGUCCCUUUUGCGGAAUUGCUCUUGCCCGUUGCACUGAAGCUUUUCCCCAACAUGCUGCCCAGCACGUACGAGGGUCAAAAGUCCAAGGACAACAAAGUGACCAAUCUCCGCGCUACACGUAAGGAAGUCAGCAGUUUCCUUCGCCAGACGUUGCAGGAGACUGGUCUGCCGCUAAGCGCAGCCAAUGCGCAGCGUGAGGAGUUCACCGAAUUCUUCCGCAAGAUCCGCAGUACUGGCGAGUCGCCUACCCAGGCCGAUGUGAUUAAGGUCUGCAAGAUUUUCAAGGAUGAUUUGACUCUGGACAACCUCUCCCGGCCGCAGCUCGUUGGCAUCUGCAAAUACAUGAACCUGAACGCCUUCGGCACCGACAACAUCCUGCGCUACCAGAUUAGGCACCGUAUGCGCCAGAUCAAGCGUGACGACAAGAUGAUCUUCAUUGAGGGCGUUGAAUCUCUUUCCGUUCCCGAGCUUCAGGGCGCGUGCGGUAGCCGUGGUCUGCGUACCCAGGGCAUGAGCCCCGGCCGCCUGCGGGAUGAUUUGCAAACUUGGCUGGAACUGCGCUUGAAGUACGGUGUGCCGUCGACUCUGUUGGUCCUCAGCAAUGCCUUCAUGUACGGCCAGGGCAAGGAGACGGAGAUGGAGACGCAGAUCGAUGCUCUGCAGGCUGUCCUGUCGUCCAUCCCUGAGGAGUUGUUCCACGAGAUUGAGCUCGAGGUGCAUACUGCUGAGGGUGCCGCGACCAACAAGCAGCGUCUGGAGGUCCUGAAGGAGCAGCAGGAGCUGAUUGAGGAGGAGAACGAGCAGUCGCAGUCGGGUGCUAGCGCAACGAGCGCACCAAGGACGCCCAAGGAUGACCAGGACAUUGACGAUACCGACGAGAACCAACCCCAAGCGCAGGACAAGGUGACAGACGUCGUCGAAAAGCAAAACAUCGAAGCGAAGAAGGCUGAGCAGGAAGCUGAGAAGCCUUAGAUGGCCUUCUUAAUGUAUUUUCCGCGUUUGAAAACGCGAUAGCUCUGCUCGAAAAUGAUAGAACGAUGUUUUUGAAUUCUUGAGUUUGGUGAUGUGGCUACUAACACGGGCCUGGUUUUCUCUUAUGCUUUUUAACAUUGUACUCUUGGCUUUUUCACACACGCUUCACGAAAGACUUCUCUCGCGCCAUUGAAACGCUUAUGUUUCUGUCUACUGCGUGACAGUGUUAAGAAGAGCGCGCUGGUUUCAGGACGGCGCCCGUUAAGAUUGUGAGAAGCUUUAGAAUCGACCAGCUAGUAAGGGACAGUUACUAGCCAGCAGACCUUCGGGAAGAAAUAUCAGAAAAGUUGAUCGAUUACAUAACCUCGUCCCGAUGCCUUUUUAAUAUCCUGCU